Messenger RNA from Dothidotthia symphoricarpi CBS 119687, 824 nucleotides. RefSeq names its product DUF1649-domain-containing protein. Lineage: Eukaryota; Fungi; Ascomycota; Dothideomycetes; Pleosporales; Dothidotthiaceae. The record is from RefSeq and is a predicted model, not a curated record. The coding region runs from base 65 to 646 and encodes 193 amino acids. Gene Ontology annotation, cellular component: phagophore assembly site. Gene Ontology annotation, biological process: autophagosome assembly; autophagy. The transcript is spliced from 3 exons.
UUGCGGGGGUUCCCGACACUUAUCCUGCGACACCCGGACCGCGACUGCGCCUGCGACUGCCACCAUGGAGCAACGCCGCCGGCCAGAGUACAACCUCGAGAUCUUUGCGGACCCGGCCUGUGUCAAGGACGUCGUCAAGGCGAUACUGCACACGAUAUUCUUCCACCGCUACUUCACCUCCAUCUCCCCCCUCACCCGUGACCUGCUCGACCUCACCCUCCCCGCCAUCGACGAUGUAGACUUGGAGACGCUCAUCGACCAGCGGACACUGGCCCUGGUACGCGCAAUAGACAGCGGCCACCAGCAGAAGCGCGGCCAGCUGUCCAUCCAGUUCUUCGAGAAGCGACGGAGGAAGACGUACUUUUCUUUUGGCAAGGCAGACGAGGAUGUUUGCUGGGAGCAGUGGACACUGGACGUCACCAUUGCGACGCCACGGACCGAGACUGACGUCCCGAAAAUCCGUCGCGCCAUGACCAAGUCUCUCGAGAAGGCGGCACACAAGAUCAUUUCGAUUGUUAACCGCGAGAAAGACCACAUCCCGCCCAUCACCACCACCGACUCGAACCCGUUUCCCUACCAGAUUGUCGUCAAUCCGAAAGCCGUACACGAGAACGAUAUAUGGCGGCCGCGCAUGGGUCUCUUCUGAGCCACAUAGCAAGGGUGGGCAGACGACAUUGUAUAUACACCCGCCAACCCGUGGUACAUAAGAGGAGGUUCAACACCGCCUGGAUUUAAUGACUCAGAAGAGCUGGAAAAGUUCCGGAGUUGGACUGGAUCGCUGGCACUAUGGCGUCAGGAAACACUUUCUCACUUGCUUGCCUCGA